Staurois parvus is the source of this 626-nucleotide messenger RNA. NCBI's taxonomy places the organism in Eukaryota, Metazoa, Chordata, Amphibia, Anura, Ranidae. The record is from the annotation of a GenBank genome assembly.
GUCGGGAACGUGACUCUGUGUCUAUCCAUGCUGGAAUUGACUUACCUGUCCAACCAGAUCAUCAUAGAUCGCCUCAGCAGGCAGGUGGCAGUGAACUCCAGGACUGCGUGGCCGAUGGUCAGGAAAUAUGGAUACAGAAUCGUGGACACAGGAAAUGUAUUUCAUCGAAACCCCGUCCAGUAUCCGGAUCCAAUGGUUCCACAGCAGCGGUCUCAUGAUCAUUGAGUCCAAUUCCACCACCAAAACCGCCAUCCAUGGGACUGUGUGGUCUGUGCGAUGGGAACACGACGAAUGAUCUCAUUCUGCCCAAUGGCCGGGUCCUGAGCGCGAGCGACGAUUCCUCCGAGUUCCUGGACAGCUGGCAGGUUCCCUACACAGUGAAGUAUGUGGGGAGGGAGCGGCGGCAGGACGGUAACUGCUCCUCCGUGGAUUGCUCUCCGUGUCUCCAGAUGAUUGGGAAGCAGACGUUCAGCAACUGCCACCCCUACGUGUCCCCGGAGGAAUUCUGUGAGUUGUGGGCGCAGGACGUGGAAUACACCCGGGAUCCAUGCAAAGCUCUGACGGCGUACACCGCCAUGUGCCACAAAUUCAACGUCUGCAUCGAAUGGAGGAACCCCGACUUCUGC